AUGAACACUUCCAUCCGUAACGAGUUGUUUAGAUCAGGCCCGAAAGUGGGAGAGAAUCGGACGAAGAACGCGCUGCUCCUCACCGCCACCAGCACCACCGAAGCUCAGGAAGGCGACAACAACGCCAAAGCGCUCAAGAGAACUUUAUCAGCACAACGCGAGUCCGAAUAUACCAACGCCAAAGAGUUCCCCAGAAACGACAUGUCAGAGUUUAGACGAGCCUGCGAAAAGGUCAAGCAAUUCAUGCUCGGCGACAAUGAACUCAAGACCAUCCGAGACAGACUUCUCGAGAACAUGCGCCGCGGACUCGACAGGGAAGGACACAAGAGCGCAAAAGUGAAAAUGUUGCCCUCAUUUGUGACACACUUGCCGGAUGGCCGCGAAUGUGGAACAUUUAUUGCUCUUGAUCUCGGUGGAACCAACUUCCGUGUUUUGCUGAUCGACAUUAACGAGGAGCAGAUUGAUAUGGACUCGCAAAUUUAUCGCGUUCCCCAAGAGUGCAUGACUGGCACGGGCGAGGCUCUCUUCGACCACAUCGCCAAGUGCAUGUCCGAUUUCAUCAAUCGAAUGGGAUUCGCCGACAGAAACAUCGCGUGUGGCUUCACAUUCAGCUUCCCUUGCGAACAAUAUGCAAUCAACUCGGCCUCCUUGAUUACGUGGACGAAGGGCUUCAGCGCUUCCGACGUCGAGGGAAAGGAUGUCGUCACUUUGCUCACUGAAGCAGUGGCGAGACGAGGCGACAUCACCGUCGAAAUUGUCGCUGUCGUCAACGAUACCGUGGGAACACUCAUGUCCUGCGCCUUCGAAGAUCACGCCUGCCAAAUUGGAUUGAUUGCCGGCACUGGAUCAAACGCCUGUUACAUGGAAAAGCAAUCUAACAUUACCAAACUCGAUGAGCUGCAAGACAUCGACGGAAAAAUGUGCAUCAACAUGGAGUGGGGAGCUUUUGGCGACGACGGCGCUCUGGAUGAAUGGACAACAGAAUACGACAGAGUUCUGGAUGCGAACUCUGUUCAUCCAACCAAGCAGCGCUUUGAAAAAAUGAUGGCCGGCAUGUAUAUUGGCGAAAUUGUGCGAUUGAUUCUUCUCGAUAUGUGCAAGGAAGGAAUCGUUUUCACCGAAGACGCAUUGGAAAUUCUCGAGACUCCAGAAUCGUUCGGAACUCACAUGGUUUCUCAAAUCGUGGAUAAUCAGCCCCGACAUUUCGCCGCGGUUCAAAACAUUCUUGCUUGCGCUGACAUCGGUGCCAUCCGACGCGACUGUGAAAUCGUCCAUAUGGUAUGCGACGCUGUUUCCCGCCGCGCUGCUUACAUGUGUGCUGCCGGAAUUUCAGCUAUUGCCAUCAAAAUUCACCAAAAUCGGCCAGAUGAGUAUCUAGACAUUACUUGUGGCGUUGACGGCAGUGUUUACAAGAAGCAUCCGACCUUCGCCAAGUUAUUAAAGGUGAAAACUAAUGAGUUAGUUGGCUUGGGAAUCUUCGUCAAUUUCCGACUAUCACACGAUGGCUCGGGCAAAGGCGCUGCGCUCGUCUCAGCUGUAUCGACUCGCUAA
Messenger RNA from Oikopleura dioica, 1551 nucleotides. NCBI's taxonomy places the organism in Eukaryota, Metazoa, Chordata, Appendicularia, Copelata, Oikopleuridae. The record is from the annotation of a GenBank genome assembly.